CUCUGGCAGAGUCGGCGUUUGCCUUCGAGCAGCCUCCUGGUGCCACUGCUCUGCUCGGUGCGCAUUGCCCGGGACCCCUGGGCGGCCAGGCUUUGCCAGCUCUCCCGCGGCCCUCGGAAGCAGCGUGUCUGUCCGUCAUGAGGAACACCAGCAAGGAGCUGCCGGGCUCGAACCGCUACGCUCCCUGCGACUGGUAUUACCACCUUCCUGUGAAGCGAUCUGAGAAAGCUGUGGAAGUUCCUCCAGCCUCCCAGAUCCCAGGCCUGAGCCAUCUGAGAGACACACCCAAUGGGCACCCAUUUGGGACUCGGAGGUAUUGGGUCAAAGAAACAGACUCAGAAUAUGUGAAAUUGGCAAAGCAAGGUGGUCGGCCUGAUCUGUUGAGACAUUUCUCUGCCUCUGGGUCAAGGAAGGGCUCUUCACUGGCCUACUCCCUGCCAGACUGGUAUGUCCACCACAGCAAGCCACCUACAGCUGCUCAGCGACAAAUUCCUGCUGUCUCUAUGCCAGAUUAUAUGGUAUAUGAGGAGUUUAGCCCUGAUAAGACCAAUGGUACUUACGAGUCCAAAAGAGGUCCCUUCGAUUUUGACAUGAAGACGGUUUGGCAACGAGAUGCUGAUGAACUUGAGGAGAAAAAAAAGGUGAAGCUGCCGGCCAUUAACUCAAAGUAUUCCAACAAAGUGGGGACCCCUGCAGGCCCCAGAGAUGCUGCAGGAAGACUCUCCUUUCCUCCCAUGCAUGGUCAAAAACACAGUUCACCUACAAACUUUUCCAAACUUAUUAGCAAUGGUUAUAAGGAUGAGUGGUUACAGCAGCGAUCUGAUUCAGAAAAGCGAACCCCACAGACAUCUAGGGCUGCGGCAGCAUCAUCUCAGCCCACACAAGAUGCUGAGGAGAAUCUAGAUGAAGAACCAACCACAGACUCAAAGGUUCCUGAAGGCUCUGGGAAGGACCAAGAGUCUUCUUCUCCAAGUCGAUCAGCUCCCUCGUCUGCAUCAACACCAGCAGAGCUCAAAUAAACCCCAACUAAAUCUGCAUGCAGGGUCAUUUUCUAAUGGCUAGAUUUGAUCCAACUUUUUGCAGUUCUAUUUAUAAAACAUAUUUUAUUAACACGGAUACUUAUGAAUUUAUCUUAUAGAAGAUUUUAUGAUACAAGUGUUGGGUUUUGAUUUCUUGCAUGUCUUUUUGCUUUGUUUUGCUUUUUGAGCUGCAACCCUGGCAGUGUUUCUGGCUGACUGCCGGUGAUGCACUCAGGGAUCCCUCCUGGCAGGGAAUGGGGGAGCAUUUGGGAUGCCAGGGACUGAGCCUGGUAGGCCACAAGGAAGGCAAGUGAUUCCGGCUGUGCUAUUGCUCCAGCCCAAUCUUUUGCAUUUCUUUAGGAUAUUAAGUAUCCUAAAGAAAUGCAGCCUUUGGGGACUGCAGUACCUUGCUGGCCUGCCAAUGGCUUCACGUAUCCGAAUCAAUCACUUUUUCCCUUCAUUUGACAUUGACUUCUAUGUGUGUGCCUCCAUUGGUGGCAUUUGUAUCAAAAUCAGUUUUUUAGACUAUUUCUAAGAGAAACAGAACACACUUUAAACCUUUUUCCAUUAUUUGGGUUUAUAAUCUUUGUAGGUGCAAUUUUUGUUACAAAAACUUAAUUCCAGAAUUAUUGCGGCACAGUUUAUAUUAUGACAAAGAUGAAUUUAUUAUGUCUUGAAGUUUGAUCAUUUACUAAUAAAAGAUAGCAUUGGCUAAUUUAUUUUUGCUAAUUAUUUUAUAUAAACUAAAUGACAGUAAGCAUUUAUUUUGCAUAUGAUAAGACAUGUUUAAUAUUUAACUCAGUAGUUCUUUAUAUAAUGAGACUAAAUUAUCUCAUUUAAUAAAUUUUGUUAUUCACCAUAUCAAAAUAUAUAGUAUUUAGCAUUAAAACAUAAUUUGCAUAUUGUACACUCAAUUCUCUAAUAAAAUUUUUCUUUGGAUGGUUUCAGAAUUCAAUUUUAAUAUCUUUCUCAAUUAACUUAUUAUGCACUUGCUUAUAUAAAAGAUAAAAGUUUAAAUUAGUUUUUUAAAUGCUAUUUCAAAAACAAAUUAGUUUUUAUAAGUCAGAUAUUUUGAGCAGAUAAAUCUAUAUUAUUUGUGAUCGAACUGAUAGCAUAUGGGAGAAUGUAUGCAGUGUGAAAAAGGGCAUAUGUUGAAUAAAAAGAUAUUUCAUUAUAGAAAGAAGUGCUUUUUCCCCUUCUUUUCUCUGUUUCCCUCCUCUUCCUUUCUUCACCUCAAUUCCUACCUCCCUCUUAGUUGAGGGUAUUUUCAAUAAUCUCAUCCUUUUGAAAAAACCUUCAAGGACGGGUAUCAGUAGAUUACAAUUUUAUUAUUUUUAAUGGAUUCUGGUCUUGGUUUUGGGUGCACAGCCAGCUGUGCUGAGUCUUACUCCUGGCUCUGUGCUCGGGGACCAAUCAUGGAUUGCUCAGGGGAACAUAUAUAGUACAAGUAAUCAAACUGCAAGCUGUGUGCAAGGCCUACCCACUAGACUAGUUAUCUAAAUAACUAUUUUUUUUGAAACUAUGAAGUACCGGAAAUUCAUGAUUUAGGGAAAGGACAGCAAAUAAAUGCCCGUGGUCAAAGUUUGGUUCCACCUAGGACAGCCAGAGUUCAUUACUGGAAAAGCCAAUCGUGCAGCUGACUUUCCUAUUGGUAAAAUGCAACAAUCAAAUAUCUGAAAAGAACUGGAAAAUCGUCAUCAAAAUUAUCUUUCUUAAAUAGAUUUAUUACAGGAUUAAAAAGUUGCAAGACCAUGGGGCCUGGGAGAUAGCACACAGGGCUGGGGCACAUGUGCUUACAUGCUUUGCAUGUAGUAGGCCUAACUCUGAUCCCUGGGACAUGCCUGAGCAUCACUGAAUGUGGCUUUCAAAGUGAAACUUAAUACACAUAUAUCAUAUUUUAUAUAGUACACAUAUUGGGAGAUAAUAUAUAAAUUGUAAGUUUAAGAUUUUAAAAAUAUUUAAAGGGUUGGAGAAAAUACUGAGAUUAAAGUGCUUCCUUCCAUCCAGCUCUCUGAUUUGACCGUGAGAAUCACCUGUAGUCCCCCAAGCAUCAUCAGGAGCAAUCCCUGAGCCUAUCUGGGUGAGGCCCCAAAUACCAACUUCCUUCCAAACUUGAUUAAUUUAAAGAAAAUCUUUUAAAAUAAUGAUAUAUGAGUUUUAUACCGUGUAUGAAUACAUGAACAAUCUUCUAAUGUUCUGACAUUUCUGUAGAAGGGAUGUGGCAACUUUGGCUCAACUUCAGUUUAAUGUGAGUUUAUUUUCUCCUCUACAAAAUGAAAUAUUUCUUUUCCAAGAAUGGUUGUGGACACUAGUCAGGAUAAGGUUUAACAAAGUUCUUAACAUAAUGCCUGACAAAUAUGUGGUACUCAGUCAUUGUCUCAAAUAGUCUUCAGAAUACUAAGACUCAAUUAUAAUGGCUAAAUUUCUCAUGAAGGAGGCACAUGUAGAAAAACUAAUACCAUUGGCUUAAAUGUUUUGCCAUAACUUAGUGGGGGAGGGUGUCUCAUUUUCUUCCACAAUCAUAGCUGGGAUCACUUGUAUCACUUGUCACUUGUCAUCCCUUUGUUUAUCGAUUUGCUCGAGUGGGUAUCAGUAACAUCUCCAUUCAUCCCUGUCACAUGCUAGUGUAGCCCAAUAGUGUCUAGUCACUCUAGGAACACGAAGAACCUCAAACUGUUCUUGAAGUCUGGGUCUUGAAGUCUGACCAUCUCAUAGGUGGACGGCCAUGUGUUCUUUUGACAUUCUGUGGAAUCCAGUUGGUAAUAGCUCUAGUCCAGCGGUCAUCUCCAAAUCGCAUUACAUGUCUGGCCCAUCUGAUUUUCGACGCCUUGGUAAACGAGACAACGUCCCUGAUUCUCAAUCAUUGAUGGAGGUUGGAACUCCAGAUUCCUUCUCUCACUUGAGUGAAACAUAAUAUCCCAAGAAUAGCUUUUUUGAUUCCUCUUUGGGAUACCUGAGUCUCGUUCUCAUCCUGUUUGCAUAGGGCCCAGGUUCUGAGGCGUAUGCCAGUGCAGGAAGAACGAUGGAGUUGAAAAGAUAUGCCUGGACCCGGAGGUUCUUCAUCCUCUUAACCACUUCUUCGAUGCGCUUGAAGGCGUUCCAUGCUGUUCUCUUCCUUCUGCGCAGUUCAGGUACCAGGACAUUUCUAAUGAUAAGUUUUCGACCUAGGUACACAUAACUGCUGCAUUCGGAAAUGUUGGUUCCAUUGAGAGCAAAUGGAAUGUCAGGUACUAGUCUGGUUCUUAUGAACAUUGUCUUCGUGAGAUUCAGCUGCAGUCUGACCUUUCCACAUGCAUGGUAGAUGUCGGCCAGCAUUCAUACUGCUUGGCUAAUGUUUGGCUCAUAAAAGAGAACGAUGUCAUCAGUGAAGCGGACCUGAUGUAGUUGCCGACCAUCUAUCUUCAUUCUGUUCCUUCCUGUUCCAGUCAUUGCAUGAUGUUCUCGAGGGUGGCACUGAAGAGUUUCAGUGAAAUGAUAUCACCUUACCAAACCUCUCUCUUUACAUCGAUGAUCACUUCUUUGUAGAAUGGUGAGAUCCUGGUGGUGAAUCCGUAAUAAAGCUCAUGGAGGAUCCUGAUGUAUUGAGUUUGAACGCUCUGUUUGGCUAGGGCUUUGAUAACCGCUUCAGUCUCAACAGAAUCAAAGGCCUUCUUUAAAUCAAUGAACGUUAGACAGAGCGGCACCUUGAACUCUUGUGAAACCUCAAUGAGCUCGGUCACUGCGUGGAUAUAGUUGAUUAUGCUGAAUCCUUUUUGGAACCCUGCUUGCUCGCAUGGUUGUCCUCCAUGUAGUGUUCUACCAAUCCUAUUCAGGAUGACUUGAAUGAAUAACUUAUAGACGAAGGACAACAGACAGAUUGGGCCAUAGUUGCCAAUGUCGUGAAUGUCUCCCUUCUUGUACAACAGGACUGUCCUGCUAGUUUUCCAUUGGGAUGGAACCUUGCAUUCAGACAGGUAGUGUGUGAAGAGCUGUGCCAGUGUAUUGACGAGUGCUGGCUGCAGAUUCUUCAGGUGUUUGGGUCUGACCUUGUCUGGACUGGGUGUUGUAUGCUUCUUUACAGAUGAAAUGGCUUGUUGGAUUUCAGAAGGGAGAACACUGGAAAUGACAUAUCCAUCCUGCGGAAUUUAGUAUGUGGGCAGGUGGAUGCAGCUAUCAAAGAGAUCCGAGUAGAAGUCGUGGAUAACCCUUUUCGUUGUCCUUCUGAAAGAUGUAUAGAUCCAUCAGAAUGUUGCAGGGCAGUCAUCUUGGUCUUAAGGUUGGCAAAGGACAGGCAGGCAUUGUGAAUACUUUUCCCAGCUUCUGCCAAAUCGGCCAACAUUUCUGCUCUUUUCUCUUUGAGGUCUUCCUUUAUCACUUCUCUGCAUAGCUUUGCAAGCUCCGACGUUAGCUUGUGAUUGCCAAUGCCUGAGGCUUGUGCCAAACCACGUUGGCGAAUGAGCUCGAGAGUUUCCGAAGACAGGCAUCUUUUUGUGGCUUUCUCUUUCUUGGUGUUCCUUGCAAAAUUGUGGAGGUGCUGAACUAGUCAAUCAUAUUCCUUGUUGGUGUUGUCAACAAUGGCAUCUUCCCAUAUUGCUACAGUAGUGCCAAAGAGCUCCGAGUUGGUGGUUGUUCUGGGAGUUCUCUUAAACUUUGCAGCCCUUUCUCCCUGCUGCAUAAAGUAGAAUUUCGCAUGAAGGAGGUGGUGCUCUGGUCCUGUUUGUAAUUUUGGGACAACAGCAACAUUAGUCAGGUAAAACCAUAGAUUGAAUAUGAUAUGGUCAAUUUCAGGUGGAACUGUCCACUGGGAGAUUCCCAUGUCCAACAUUUAGAUUCGAUCUUCUGGAACUGUGAGUUACCACGGAUGGUCUUGGUCAAUACAAUGAACUCAGACAGUCUCUCACCCUGUAUGUUUCAUUCUAGGUCACGGAUCCCAAUGUGGAGUUCUUCAGGUCAUUAAAACCUUGGCAUUAAAAGCACCGACAAUGACCUUGUAGAAGGUGUGGUCUUUAUAGAACUUCUUCAGCUCCAUGUAGAGCUUCUCAAUUUCUUCUUCAUUGUAGUUGGAUAUUGGUGCGUAGAUGAAGAAGAUAGAAACUGCGAACUAUGAGCCACAUCUAUUCAAACGUAAGCGUCCAUGCUGGGGUGAUAGCAUAGCAGGUAGGACAUUUGCCUUGCACACAGCUGACCCGGGCUCAAUUCCCAGCAUCCCAUAUGGUCCCCUGAGCACUUCUAGGAGUAAUUCCUGAGUGCAGAGCCAGAAAUAACCCCUGUGCUUCGCCAGAUAUGACCCAAAAAGCAAAAAAAAAAAAGUACUCAUCCGAUUUGGGUUGUUAGGCAUUUGAAUGAAUCAAUGCUCAUGGCCAAAUUCAUGUUGACGAGGACACUGAGACCACCGACACCUCUGCAGUCGCAUGUUUCGAGGAACAGUUCUUCUCCAGUGUCGAAAAUGGUGUGAUGCGAUCGAUGCCUUCUCGUCUCAGCCAAUCCAUUGAUGUCAUACUUGAUCUUCUGUGCUUGCACCAUUAGGUCCUCAAUGGAUGCUUCUGAUGACAGCGUACGUAUAUUAAAAGUGCAGACAUCCGCCCAGAGAUGAACCGAGAGCUGCGGCACGAGAAGCAGAGCCUCCGCGCCUAUUGACUGUGAUCCUGAGGUCUCCUAACCCAUUUUGGCACCAGAGCGGAUUCUUGCAGCCAUCCAUUUUGACUGUGAUCUGAGCUAAAAUAAGUCUUCACUCUUACCAAUGAAGAGAAAUUAUUAGAUGAUGCCUAUUCAGCAGGCCUGAUUGUUGGGGAAGAUUUCCAAUCAAUAAUAGUGAGUUCUGUAUGGAAAUAUGAAAUGUACUCAAUAUAUAGGGAAUA
This is a messenger RNA of Sorex araneus (European shrew), 6856 nucleotides long. It is a transcript of the gene C2H7orf57, whose product is annotated as chromosome 2 C7orf57 homolog. The transcript is spliced from 9 exons. The record is from RefSeq and is a predicted model, not a curated record. NCBI's taxonomy places the organism in Eukaryota, Metazoa, Chordata, Mammalia, Eulipotyphla, Soricidae. The coding region runs from base 138 to 1019 and encodes 293 amino acids.